This is a messenger RNA of Monascus purpureus, 717 nucleotides long. The record is from the annotation of a GenBank genome assembly. Lineage: Eukaryota; Fungi; Ascomycota; Eurotiomycetes; Eurotiales; Aspergillaceae.
AUGCUCGACAACGCCAGCAUGAUCGCGUCACUAGAUCGGAGUAUACCGCUCAUUGCAGACGCAGACACAGGUUAUGGAGGACCAAUCAUGGUGGGACGAACAGUCAAAUCAUACAUCGCUGCUGGCAUCGCCGGAUUGCAUCUUGAGGACCAAGUCCAAACAAAGAGAUGCGGGCAUCUCACCGGCAAGGAGCUGGUUGAUGAAGAUGUAUUCUAUUCACGUAUCCGAGCUGCAGUGCUGGCAAGGGAUGAAAUGAGGCGCACAUGUGGCGGCGAUAUCGUUUUGAUUGCACGAACAGACUCCCUACAGUCCUCGGGAUACGACGCAUCGAUUCGACGGCUCAAAAAGGCCGUUGAAAUUGGAGCCGAUGUAGCAUUCCUGGAAGGCCCAACGUCUAUCGAGCAGUGUCGACAAGUCUGUGCCGACCUGACACCAACGCCUGUUCUGCUAAACAUAGUUCCUGGGGGGGUGACACCAAAGGUAUCGGCAGCGAAGGCAAAGGAGCUAGGCUUUCAGAUCGUGAUUCACCCUGGUCUGGCACUGGUGUCGGUGCUCCAUAGCGUUAACGAAACCUUUGCAGAGUUGAAAAGCACCGGAGAUGUCACAGUUGAUGAGGCAAAGGAAAGCGCAAAGGGGGUCUUUAAGGUGUGCGGUCUUACUAACUGCAUGGAAUUUGAUAAAAUGGCUGGAGGGACGUCAUUCAAUAAUGGGAUGUAG